AUGCAGUGGACACCUUCCAAUUAAAAAGGGGUGGAACCUUUUCAAAAAUAAAUCAUUCAUUACUCUCCUGAUCUGGUCUUAAACAACUCAGCCAAGCACUAUCCCCUUAUUAAAGUCAGAAAUCAAAAACAGUUCAAUACAUGAACAAGAAAUCUGAAAAAAUCCUGAAUACAGGAAUAACAAAUCAAAUAAUCUCUUUACAAGACAAAACAGGGGUUCAAUCCCUUAUUAUUAUCUUUUUAUUAGGCAUUAGAUUUGUUCCACUGUACGUGUUAGGACAUCUUCCACCAUCUCCCACUACCCUGUCACCUCCAUGCAUCUGCCAAAGCCAGUCACCGGAGAAACCCUCCAAUGAUGACAAGGGUCGUGAACUUCUCAUUAUUACAGAUAACGGCCAGCCCUAGUGAGCUCGCUACACAACCAGCAUCAUCACAGUUGGGGCAUGGCUUGCUACUCUGUGGCCGUGCGUGUGUGAGGCAGCGGAGAGGCACUCAUAUGUAUACAGCAAAUUUAGCCUGUGUCGUAGGCCGCACGUAGCUAAUAUAAAAACCGGUGACUUAAUCAGGAACAUGUGCAGGUACUGAACGUGUCAAAGGCCUACGAGUUAAUGAGACACACUGUAUUGUGUGAGCUCUUGUUGCACACUGAGACAGUACAGAUGCUGGUACUCACCGACCACUCGUCCGCGUCGCGGUAGACUGCAACUUCUCCGGGGAGAUCUGAUGCUUGGAAAAAGUGACAGGCAUUCUCCGUGGCAAUUACGGACACCUGGAGCUGUGUUGUGUUGAGUGAAGGGAAUGACAAAUAAUGGAAACUUUACAACAUGAGGAGGCUGUCCCAUAUAACAGAUGUUCUCGAUUCUUACUGAACUUGGGCAAGGUCCACCUCAGUACGCGAGCUACCUGACCGGCACUCGGCUGAGCGUCCAAAGCUCUAGGGGCCUAAGGUUGUCUGACAAGAACUUCGGCAGAAUUGUCAUCCGGACCCAUCUCCAUUACACGGAAGGAGGCACGUCCCUGUCCAGCCCUCAACUUUGCACGCACUGUGAGCAGCUGAUAGUCAUCACUCUCGUUCGAAUGACGCCGUGCAUGUCGACAGCAUAAAAUACGCAUCGAUCCUCUCUGAAAUCUGAAGAGAUAAAACGUGACAUUUUACACUAUCCUGCACGCGUCACUUCGUAGCUCACCGCACGCCAUACGAGAUUACACGAUAUCUCGCUACCGCGCCACCCAGAGCAAAUAAACCGUACAAACUUUCCGAGGUGUUAGCACCUUAAUGUACUGUGGGGGGAAUCACCUUUUUUCAUGUGACUAUGUGAUAAGCAGACAAGACUGAAGAGCGUAACAGCCCAUUAGCUGUCGGCUACUGUUGAGGCACAAAAUGCACGCGCAUGGAGUGUCAAGUGAAAUCGGCACUUGUCAAAGAUAAUGGACGGGUGAUACAAUAGGUCCCUGUGUCUAGACACAACAAAGUGGUGAUUUGAAUGCACAGUUCAACGGCCAGGUAUCCACCACCAUGACGUCGUACCGGUGCUGGAGAGGUGGAAGCCUCGCCAUUCUCGUCAUUGCAGUCGGGGCCAGCCUACCUCCUCUGGACUCGAACACCGGCCCGUCUCUCUCACCAUCUUGUUGGGAGGGAUGCACGUGCGAAAGUGUUUUUCAGCUCGUGAGGUGCCCGGAUCUGGAUCUCCCGUCUAUCCCCUACAAGACCGUGCACAACAACACGCGGGCACUCUACCUCCCCGGGAACCUCAUCGCCAAUCUGACCGGACGCACCCUGCUGAGGUUCCGUCAGCUCCGUCUUCUGGACCUGGCUGACAACCAGAUCUCUCAGAUAGCCGAUGAUGCCUUCGAGGGCCAACCAAAGCUAAUGCAGCUUAUUUUGAGCGGGAAUAAAUUGUCCAACGUGCCGGUGGCGGCACUGCAGCGGCUCAAGUCGCUCCGGACCCUUGAUCUAGCCAGAAACAACAUCACGUACUUGGCCGCAGACAGCUUCCUCAACGUGACAAAGUUGCAGUCCCUGUCGUUGAAUUCCAAUGCUCUGCAUGUGAUCGACCCCGGCGCAUUCACCGGUUUGGGCAUGCUCCGUGUACUGAUGCUCAAAUACAAUUUCCUGGAAGAGAUCCCCAUCGGGUCGCUGAGCGCUUGUGGCCGUCUAGAACAACUGCACCUUUCCUCCAACCGUAUUGGGACACUUUACAACCAGUCCGAAUCACUCGGCGAACUGAGCGUGCGCUCCUGGUUCGCACCCACGCAGCCAAGAAGUCUGGCAACGCUCAUUCUUUCGCAGAACUUAAUCGAUUUUUUCUCCCCUUCGUGCUUCCAAGGCAUGACGGCAUUGGCCGUGCUCGAUUUGAGCUGGAAUUACAUACAAGAGAUCCCCGAAGACCUAUUCAAAGACCUCCAAAUGCUUGAAACACUCAAGCUCAACAAAAACUCACCGCUCUACGCUCUUCCCCCCGGAGUGUUUCGCGACACCUUCAGUCUUAGGAUCCUCAAAAUUAAAUACUGCCAAUUGACAGAUCUCCCUGUUGACCUGUUGUACAACACGAGUCAACUGGAAUUUCUCGAUUUGACUGGGAACGGCCUAUCUGACUUGAAUUUUCUGUCGUCCAGCCACGUAACCUCUCUGACAGAAUUAUGUCUCGGCGAAAACUCGAUCACAGACAUCCCGGACGACCAUCUGUUCGGCCUGUCGAUGCUGAAAGUUUUAAACUUGUCUGAGAACCAAAUGACCAGACUGCCACUACUUAACAGUCUGAGUUCGUUACAGGUUUUGGACGCAAAGAAAAAUCAGUUGACCUGGUUAAGGAGACGUGCCUUUAGAGGUACGUCGUUAAUGGACCUUGAUGUAUCCUUCAACAAGCUCCAGACACUAAGAAAGUCAACAAUUAUGUCGCUACCCGAUUACGCCGCGGCAACGAUAAACCUCUAUGGUAACCCGUGGGCGUGUGAUUGCCAUCUCUCGUGGACGGUCGAUGUCGGCUACGGACGGUACUUUCUGAGCGACUAUGUGACUUGCAGCUGGCCUCGGGAAUUCGAGAAUAUCACACUUUACAGUUCGGAAGUAGAGGUCGUGCGGAAUUUGAAGUGCUCGAAAUAUCCAAAGCGGGACCACUUGUUACUCUUGAUCGGGACGUGGUUCGGCGUUGUGUCCGCUCUGAUUCUGUUGUUCUGGGCCGCGGCUUUUGUCCACGCGAGGAGGCGAUUCCGGGUCAGACAACCCAGAGAGAGAUUCCUUCUGUUCCGCAACCCCAGCGAAAAGAACGCAGGGUGCGCUCCCAACACCACCCACUCCAAGGUACGCUUCAAAGCGUUGGAUUCUGAGACGGAAAGCCUGGAGGACGACGAGACAACAGUGUGACUUGGAGCGAGUGGUUCGGGAUACAGCCAGGACCAAACCAUUAGCGCGUCUGAGGUUACUUGGGAACAGCAACACACGAGUCCAGAAUCCGGACGGUGUUUAUUUUUUCUUUCACCUCCCUUAAGUGAAAUCCGCAGACUGUGCAAAACCUUCAUACACACAGGUUCUGUGUAUAUGACCGCCCCCUAUCGAUGGACAAUUUCGCAAAAUACUGCCAUGCACACAGGCUGGAGUCACGCUCCCAACACCAACGCAGUCCAGGAAGUGGACUAGCAACAACAGAGACAUUAUAGUUCUACUUCUAGGUUGCAAGCCAGUAAAUAGGAGGCCGAAAACUGCUUGCGCGGGUCAAACCACAAUUUGUAUGCACUGGAAAUUUCUACAAAAUAGAGUAUUUUGUGGUCCAUGAACAUAAAGAUUUGUAGGAAAGACACGUUUUGGCGACAAAACCGAAUGCCAGCUUGUGUCUGAGUGGCAUUUGGAAGAAAUCAGUUCCUGAAAGCGGUCUAUUUGUUUGAGAAGUGCAUGCAUCGAUAUUUUAAAAUAGUGAAGGGGAUUCACGACUGUUGUUUAGGGGUGACCUUCCGUGGAAAAAAUAUCUUUAAAAGUCAUCGGUUAAUAAAUAAAAAUUUGCAAAGACAAUGAAAAAUCCUAAAAUGGGCUUUAAUUUGAUGCGCGUCUCGAAUGCCUGAGAAACUCGUAUAUUUUUCCUGAUUUUUUGAAGUUCAGGUAUUUAUCACAGUUGGCUAAGGCUGUUUAUUUACUGGCCUGCAACCUUAUGAUCUCCAUGCUUGCAACAUGCACGCGGAAGGUCAGCACUCUUGAUUCUCAUCAGUGCGGCCGCAUGCUAACUAGUCACCAGCGAGCGACUUCGCCCUGUCUGAGUUGCUGACCUACCAAAAUGGCUAACGGAAGAAUAAUACUUUGCGGACCGCGGAGGGAAGGAUCGAAAGAGAAUGCAUUAUCACAUUCAUAUUAGGACUUGUUGCGAUCCGUGAAUUCAUCUUACCUUAGUCACUAAAGUCCCGAUAUCAAGAGAUAUCUAACAAACAGUUAAGACCGCAAGAUCGGAAACAGUAAGAUAUCCGGUUGUUUUUUUAUACUCUUAAGAUUAUUUCUCGAUUUCCUUAACUACAACCACAAAUUGACGUUUAAAUGUUUUUAUUUAUCUUGAACAAGUAUGCGGCAAGCAGUCAACACCGUGUAAAUUCUAAAAGUUCUCAAACGGACCAUCUAAGGUUUUGACUGCCAAACGGACGCAGUUUUACAUUCCAUUCCAUGUUGUCCAUGCUUUCACGACUGACAGAAGAAACAGGUAUUGUUACGCAUACAAGCGGCGUGUGAGAAUUCGUUAACAUUGUUAAGUGCAGGCGAGUAAAAUGGAGGGCGCAUGAUGUAACUUGUGCUUUCAAGUUUACUGUUUUAAGCCAAUUUUCGGGCUCUACGUUGUAUGUUGCUUUCAGUGUCAUCGCCUCCUUAUCUUUUAAUGACACAUGUAUCAUAAGAGUUUUCAGUUUUAACAUUCUGGUGAUAUGAACCGUUACGAUUUACAAAUGCGUCCAGUGUUUUGGACUAAUUUUUUGGAGCAAGGUGUUUUUGUGGGUUAUUGCUCUUGUUAUUUCUUUCUUGAUUUUGCAAAAUACGAAUCGAUUGCAUGCUUUUUAUUUCAGAACUUCUCUGAUGAAUUGAAACUCGGAAAGGAAACUUGGAAAUAGACCUCACACGACCUUUCCUUUUGUGUAAAUAAUACGCCAAUGUGUUUAUGUAGCUUUUCACUGUUUAUGAUCAAUUCUUUGCCUUUAAACAUGGAAAUUAGGCAUUAAGAUGAAGUAGCUCGUGUACAAAUAAAAUUAUGCACUCUCUGAGUUUCAUUUAUCAAAUUGCUCAAAUGAAUGAAAAGACGAUUGCGCUCUUUCUUUUCAACGCCAAUCGCAACACAAGACGAAUUUACCUUAAUGAGGACGAUUCGGAAAUGCUUCAGAUUUGAAUCAUUCUGCACUUUAAAUAAAUUCUGUGAUUGUUUAUUGAAACCGAAA
Messenger RNA from Acanthaster planci (crown-of-thorns starfish), 5399 nucleotides. RefSeq lists its product as uncharacterized. NCBI's taxonomy places the organism in Eukaryota, Metazoa, Echinodermata, Asteroidea, Valvatida, Acanthasteridae. Gene Ontology annotation, molecular function: protein binding. The record is from RefSeq and is a predicted model, not a curated record. Gene Ontology annotation, cellular component: plasma membrane.